AUGUCAGGCGAUAUAUAUCCGAGAUCAAAUGAAAAACCAUUAGGAAUCCAAGACGGUCGUGGUUCACUGGAGGACAGCGAUUCGAGUGGAACAUUGAGUCUUCAUACUCCACAAGCAAAGAGCGUCUCCGCAAAACUAGCAUGUGAUAGUCCUACAAAGGAAGGAAAAAGAUUAAUAUGGAGGGACAUAUAUGCAGAAAUCCCACCACAAAGCACAUUUCUUGGGUUUCAUCGGAACGAUCUUGGGAGUUCGACCAGGGUGGUCCUCGAUCAAGUUUCUGGAUUUGCUGAACCUGGGCAAGUAACAUUUAUAAUGGGACCAAGUGGAGCAGGAAAAUCAACUCUUCUUAACAUUCUUACGCAAAAGAAAAUGCGUGGAAUGCGUAUCUACGGUGAAGUUGCUAUAAAUAACUUCCUCCUUGAAAUUGGAGAUAUUAAAAGAUACAGUGCAUAUGUGCAGCAGGAUGACCUAUUCAUUUCUGACGUGACCGUUCAGGAGCAUUUGAUGUUUGCGGCCCGCCUACGAUUGCCUUCAAUUAUGUCAGAAGCCAUGCGUAAGGAGAUAGUAGAAGACAUCAUCACAGAAAUGGGGCUAGCGAGUUGUCGAAACACAAAAAUUGGUAGCGAUUCCACAAAGAGCAUUUCGAAGGGCGAAAAAAAGCGAUUAUCAUUUGCUUCAGAGAUUUUAACCAAUCCAUCAAUCCUAUUUUGCGAUGAGCCAACAUCUGGACUUGACUCGUUCAUGGCUCUGCAGGUUGCCGCUGCUCUGAAGUUGUUAGCAUCCAGAGGCAAGACCGUCAUCACUACGAUACAUCAGCCUUCUAGCCAGGUUUAUGAACUCGCUGACAGGUUAAUUCUAAUGUCACAAGGUCAAGUAGCUUAUCAAGGAGUUGCUGCCGAAGUUGGAGAAUUUUUCACAAAAUGCUCAUAUCCUCGCCCUAUAUACACAAGCUUACCCGAUCACUUCAUGAAGAUUUUGUCCAGAAACGAGAAUGAAACAGAUCAAGAUUACUAUAAGAGAGCUGAGACUAUUAUCGAAGCUUUCGAAAUAUCUGAUGCAGCCAAACAUGCGCAUUAUGUGACGCAUGUUAUGACUUCCUCCAGUAGAAGAAGAAUCAAGUAUAAUUCUGGAGUGGGAAAAGGGUAUGCUGUAUCUUGGUUCGUUCAAACGUGGUGGUUAUUCGUGCGAUCAUUCCGCUCCAUAAUUAGAAAUCCUAUCGUACUUCGUGUUCGACUUAUCCAUAUAUGCGCUAUCUCUAUGAUACUUGGUUGCAUAUAUUUUGAUAGCCGUCUCACCGAAAGCACCCUGAUGAAUUACAAAGGGGCUGCAUUACGUGCCGGAACCGAUAUGAUAUAUAUGUUCCUAUUUCCGUGUAUUUUUGUUUUCGUAGCCGAACUACCCGUUGUAAUCCGAGAAUAUCAAUCCAAUAUUUAUUCUCCAAGCGCUUAUUUUAUUGCAACUAAUGCUGCAGAUGCUAUUCAGUACAUUGUUUUUCCCACAGCGUACUCUAUAAUUCUCUAUUCACUUGCUGGGUAUUCCCGUUCAUUCCAACAAUACCUUGAGUUUAACUUCGUAAAUAUAAUUGUGGCCACUCUUUCCGCAUCUUUGGGAUAUGCUGCUGCUUGUAUAUGUGGGUCAAAAUCGAUUGCUGUCACUUACGUUCCUAUAGUUGUCAGUCCACUUUUUGUAUUUGCGGGUCUCUAUAUCGAUCUGAGGACUAUUCCUUUUUAUUUUCAAAUAUUCCCUCACAUUUCCUGGUUCAAAUAUGCUUAUGAAGCACACCUUAUUGUUCUACUAACUCCUAUUGAGGAAAUUGAAGGUUGCCAAACGAAUAAGACUUACGACUCUACGUCUAUAUGUUCGUCGAACAACGGCCGUGAUCUUCUGAGAUCCCUCGGCUUCUAUCCGGAUUAUUAUUGGGUGAACGUAGUUAUUCUGAUGAUGAUGAUAGUAUUUAUACGUGGUUUAGCUUUACUUGCAUUCAUAAUUAGAGUCAGAAGAAGUUAA
Necator americanus (New World hookworm) is the source of this 2007-nucleotide messenger RNA. RefSeq lists its product as uncharacterized. The record is from RefSeq and is a predicted model, not a curated record. Bases 1 to 2007 code for a protein of 668 amino acids. Gene Ontology annotation, cellular component: plasma membrane. Gene Ontology annotation, molecular function: ATP hydrolysis activity; ATP binding; ABC-type transporter activity. Lineage: Eukaryota; Metazoa; Nematoda; Chromadorea; Rhabditida; Ancylostomatidae. Gene Ontology annotation, biological process: transmembrane transport. The transcript has 23 exons.